Messenger RNA from Micropterus salmoides (largemouth bass), 3606 nucleotides. RefSeq lists its product as uncharacterized. Lineage: Eukaryota; Metazoa; Chordata; Actinopteri; Centrarchiformes; Centrarchidae. The record is from RefSeq and is a predicted model, not a curated record.
CGCUGCUGCCAUGCAGCGGUCCCUUCAGUGUGCCAGCUGUCCGCGCAGAGCGCAGAGCGCAGCGCCACGGUGAAGCAGACCGUCUGUCACAGGGAGGAUCUCCACACCUUUACCAGGAUUUGAAAAACAACCAGAGUGGAUAAACUGAGCGAAACAGGAUCCAUGCAGGUGAGGUGAGGACAAGGACAAGAUCUGCAUCUGCCCCGUCUGUCUGUCAAUGAACCAAGUGCCUCGGUGCCGGCCACCCUCAGGUCACCUCGACCAUGACGGGCGCCAAACAAUAAAAGUCUUGACCCAAUGUCCCUCAGACAACCUGCACAAAGCAAAUAUUUGAGGCCAUUAUAUCUAAUUUAACCAGGCAGCCAUCACUGAAAAGAUCAACAGUGAAGGGUGUUGUCGGGAGACAGAAAGAGAGAAGAAAAAGUAACCCUGCCUGCUAUUUCUGCUGUGCUGUGGGCAGGCAGUGUCUCAUUUGGGAGUGCUCUUGGCUGACAAAAAAAAAGGACUUCCCUCUGCCCGGCCUGCCUAUCCAAAUGCCUGUGUAAAUACUGGAUAGAGAUAACAAUUUGUCUGGGCUCUAAAAUUGCCCAACAAACAGACUGUAAGCUAUCUAUAAAAAACGUUACACCAACCGACUUGGAUUCUGUGGUCUCCUGAAUUGCUACCAAUCUAUUACACCUCAAGGAAGAGUCGAGAGCUGUGUGUACAGGAAUGAGAGCUGCCACCAUUUUCUACACUUAAAUACUUUUACAAACACUCUCACUUGGUUUGAAAUUUUCACAGGGCCAACUGUCUCUGGGGGACACUGGAAGCUGUCAGUCAUUUGCAGUUUUGAUGUCUUUCCCAGCUCAGUGAAUCAACAUGAAGCCCCUAACACCCAUUGGAUCCCCAUCACCUUUAAGGCUCCUCAACAAGGGUCCAGACUACCUGCGCAGGCAGAUAGAUGGCGGAGGCCACGGCCGCUCAAUCAGCGCUGUGGAGAGGCUUGAGGCUGACAAAGCCAAAUAUGUCAAGAGCCAGCAGGUGAUCAACACCAAACAGGAGCCUGUACUGGUCCCCUGUGCUACACCACCACCACAGCCUCGGCGAGCUUUUGCCAUCCCAGGCAGCCUGACACCUCAUCUUUCCCCACGGUGUUCAUCCAACCCCUUCUCUACACUGUCUGGCUCCUUCACCUCAAGAGAUGAAAAUGAGAAUGAUGACUCCAGAAAGGAGAACCGACGGACUUCUGUUGACAUUGAGGCGCAUAACAGGAGCAAUGUGAACAAUGUCAUGCCGCCCAACCCCAGGACUCCAGGAAAGACUUUGGUAGCACCACACAGUGCCCCUGUACUCAGAAGAAGUACAGGCAAACGCAUGCUGAGGCCGGACUCCCUUGUCAUUUACAGGCAGAAGAAAGAGUGCAAGAGCCCCAGUGAUGCAGCAGUGGGAGAGAACAAUAACAUGGAAGUGAAGGGCUACAGUUUUGUCCGGCGCCUCUUCCAGGGCUCCAUGAGGGAUAAGAGUAGUGGAGGAAUCCAGAAGAUGGUGAUUGGUGAAGAGAAAGCGCCAUCACGGGAUGGAGACUCCCGCAUGUCUUGGACCAAUGACAAAGACAUUAUGGAUGGUGGACCAGGGAGCAGGAGGUCAAGUAAAACAGAUCAAGAACGCAGCCCAGGGUCAAUCCCCAGCCCCGGGUUUAGCUGUACACUUGAACGGACUAAGAAUGGAUUUACAAAUGGUACCAGUGAUGGAAUUAAAAAUGGUAUGACCAAUGGCAACCACUCAAGUAAGCAUGAUGACGAGAAUGACCCGUGGAAACGGGCGUCACCACUACCAGCACCCAGAAGGCGGUUUGGGGAGUUGCAACGCUCCAAGUCAGACCUGCGUCUGCGCUGCUCAGUAGUGUUAUCAGAGCAUGAGCAUUUCUUUGACUUCUGUGGGCUGGACAUAGACAUGAUAGAGCGUCUGGGUCGAGACAAUUUCCUCUCUGGUGCCAGCUCCAUAGACACACUCUCACUGGCCCUCCGCAGUGUAAGUGGGGACGGCUGUGGUGGCUCAGAGCCCAGUGAGUUCUCCCGGCACUCAGGAGACGGGCUAUUUCAGGAGGAGCUGGCUGAGCAGCUUCCCACUGGUGUGUCAAUCAUUGAGAGAAACGCACGUGUCAUCAAGUGGCUUUACGGGUGUAAGAACGCUGCUCGAGAGGGACCCAAAGAGUCUACUGUUUAAUACAUGGACAAGGAAUCAUGUGCCACGGAGUGUAGAGUCUGAAGGUUGUGUCUUUUCUGAUAAAACAGUAAACCAGGAAGGAACUAAUCAGUGAAAUCGCCUGGUGUAAAAUUUGGUUCUGCAGCAACUUUACUCUUUGUGCAGAAAUUUGCACUAUAAACCAAAAGUCAAAGAUUUAAAUCAUGAGUGACAUUCAAUUGAUUUUCAAAAAAUAACAUUCAGAAUGGGCUGUGAUGAGGUAGCAGCAUUGAUGCAAUGCAUCAUAGAACGAAAAAAUAGGACUUGGUUGUAAUUUGAGUCACAAGCAGCAAUGUGAUUUUUCAUUUAAUUUUUGAAAGAGUGUCAUUGACAGUCAACUUAGGUUUUGUAUUGGGCACGUAGAGUUAGCAUUCCAUGGCACAUGAUUAAAAGAAGCUGUUUCUUCAAAUGAGAGGACAACAAUUGCUACUAGUUAUCUCCUGUCAAAUUGCUAUAUUGUAUUUAUAGAUCCUAUAGAAGUAUUGAAACUUUUUCUCCCAGCAAAUUGUAUUGUUAUCAGUGUAUGUGUGUGUGUGUGUGUGUGUGUGUGUGUGUGUGUGUGUGUGUGUGUGUGUGUGUGUGUGUGUGUGUGUGUGUGUGUGUGUGGCUGUAAAGUAUACAUUGCUGUCCUCUCUAUUUGUAGCUUCUUUUUAGUUAUUGACUGAACUGGAUUCAGACUGAUCUGAAUUCAGCCCCUGUGACCCCUCACAAGGCACAUAUGUUUACUGUAUGUUAGUCAUGACACAGUGGACACAGUUUAGUGUCCUUGACACCGACACUCUCCCUUAAUGACUAAAUUGAAAUGGAAAACCACUAAGCUAAGUUUUUUCUAAACUGGAAAACUGUUGUGUGAGUGUGAAGUGAACCAUGAGUACCUCAUUCGAUCUGUCCCAGUUUAGUUUGUGUGUUGCUUUUUUUUACUCCUUAAACGCAGGCGUUGGAACAAACAUGCGAAGCACCCCUGUGGGGUUGUUAAUGCACUGAACUGGACAGAGAGAGAGGAAAUGAAAGAUAGGGAUGUUGCUUUUACUCUGUACAGAGAUUCAUCUCAUAUAACGUUAAACACUGAGCUGCAUUCAAAGGAACACCUGCAUCAUAGAAGACAAAAAGCCAUGCAUGGCCAGUAAUUUUCAGCAUUUUCAUUCAUUUUCCAAACCCUAAAGAGGUUCAAUUCUCACACAGAAUUCUUACACUUUCCAAUAAUCACUUAUGACACAUUCAUUGAUUACCCCAGCUAAUCGUUCAUGUGUUCAGUACUCACAUCUGUGUAAGCUAUAGAGUUGCAGAGAUGAUAAAUGGAGAAUACAGAAGAGAGGGGAAAAAAGAGCAAAACUGGAAAAUCUCACCAAAGAAGUUGAAAAAUGAAGCAUGUUCAAAUGA